This is a messenger RNA of Neogale vison (American mink), 331 nucleotides long. RefSeq names its product histone H4. Gene Ontology annotation, biological process: nucleosome assembly. The record is from RefSeq and is a predicted model, not a curated record. Bases 13 to 324 code for a protein of 103 amino acids. Gene Ontology annotation, cellular component: nucleosome. Gene Ontology annotation, molecular function: structural constituent of chromatin; protein heterodimerization activity; DNA binding. NCBI's taxonomy places the organism in Eukaryota, Metazoa, Chordata, Mammalia, Carnivora, Mustelidae. The transcript has a single exon.
UCUGCGACAAUCAUGUCUGGUCGCGGCAAGGGAGGGAAAGGCCUGGGCAAAGGGGGCGCCAAGCGCCACCGCAAGGUGCUGCGCGACAACAUCCAGGGCAUCACCAAGCCCGCCAUCCGGCGGCUGGCCCGGCGCGGCGGCGUCAAGCGCAUCUCCGGCCUCAUCUACGAGGAGACCCGCGGGGUGCUCAAGGUGUUCCUGGAGAACGUGAUCCGCGACGCCGUCACCUACACGGAGCACGCCAAGCGCAAGACGGUCACGGCCAUGGACGUGGUCUACGCGCUCAAGCGCCAGGGCCGCACCCUCUACGGCUUCGGGGGCUGAGCGCACG